This is a messenger RNA of Herpailurus yagouaroundi (jaguarundi), 4682 nucleotides long. RefSeq names its product pleckstrin homology and RhoGEF domain containing G3 (gene PLEKHG3). Gene Ontology annotation, molecular function: small GTPase binding; guanyl-nucleotide exchange factor activity. Lineage: Eukaryota; Metazoa; Chordata; Mammalia; Carnivora; Felidae. The transcript has 18 exons. Gene Ontology annotation, biological process: regulation of establishment of cell polarity. Bases 286 to 4038 code for a protein of 1250 amino acids. The record is from RefSeq and is a predicted model, not a curated record.
GGCUGCGCUCGCCCGGCCCCGACUUCCUGCCGGGCGCUGGGAAGGCGCGCGCGGGCUGGGGUCCCCGGGGGCCGCGCCUGCAGCCGGCCGAGUCCCGGACAGCCGAGGGGCUGGGCAGUGGGCGGGAGCGGCGGGCAGCCUCAGCCACUGCCGAGAGCGACUUUCAAACUCGCGCCCGCGUCGCGGCCGCACCUGGGCAGCCUCUCGCGCCGAGCGUGCCGGACCCAGCGGGGCGGCGACCGUGCGAAUCUCUCCGGAGUGCCCUCUCCAGGCAGCGAUGCCAGGAUGCCUGUCUCUGCCUCUCUCCGCCAAGAGCGCAGCCAGGAGCGGCCGGUGAGCCUGACCUCCACCACCUCCUCGUCGGGUUCAUCCCGUGACAGCCGCGGUGCCAUGGAGGAUCCCAAUGGCUCCGAGGCUUCUGCUGAGAACGGGGCAGGCUCCCCGCGCGGCCGGCAUCCCCCCAACGGCAACCCCAACUCCAGCGGCUGGCUGAGCGUGAGGGGGCCCCUGUCUCCGUUCAGCAGCCGGGCCCCGGCGGCCCCAGCACAUAAGCUCAGCUACCUGGGCCGAGUGGUGCGGGAGAUCGUGGAGACGGAGCGGAUGUAUGUGCAGGACCUGCGCAGCAUCGUGGAGGACUACCUCUUGAAGAUCAUUGACACGCCUGGGCUGCUGAAGCCAGAACAAGUCAGCGCCCUCUUUGGGAACAUAGAAAACAUCUAUGCACUGAACAGCCAGCUACUCAGAGACCUGGACGGCUGCAAUAGUGACCCUGUGGCUGUGGCCAGCUGCUUUGUGGAAAGGAGCCAAGAGUUUGAUAUCUACACCCAGUAUUGCAACAACUACCCCAACUCAGUGGCCGCCCUGACCGAGUGCAUGCGGGACAAGCAACAGGCCAAGUUCUUUCGGGACCGGCAGGAGCUGCUACAGCACUCUCUGCCCUUGGGCUCCUACUUGCUGAAGCCCGUCCAGCGCAUCCUCAAGUACCACCUGCUGCUCCAGGAAAUCGCCAAACAUUUUGAUGAAGAAGAAGACGGCUUCGAGGUGGUGGAGGAUGCCAUUGACACCAUGACCUGCGUGGCCUGGUACAUCAAUGACAUGAAGAGGAGGCACGAGCAUGCAGUCCGGCUCCAGGAGAUUCAGUCACUGCUCAUCAAUUGGAAGGGACCAGACCUGACCAUCUAUGGGGAGCUCGUCCUGGAGGGCACGUUCCGCGUGCACCGCGUGCGCAACGAGAGGACCUUCUUCCUCUUUGACAAAGCUCUGCUCAUCACCAAGAAGCGAGGCGAUCACUUUGUCUACAAGAGUCAUAUCCCGUGCUCCUCCCUGAUGCUGAUCGAAAGCACCAGAGACUCCCUGUGCUUCACCGUCACCCACUACAAGCACAGCAAGCAGCAGUACAACAUCCAGGCCAAGACAGUGGAGGAGAAACGGAGCUGGACUCACCACAUCAAGAGGCUCAUCCUGGAGAACCACCACACCACUAUCCCCCAGAAGGCCAAGGAAGCCAUCUUGGAAAUGGACUCCUACUAUCCCAGUCGGUACCGCUGCAGCCCGGAGCGCCUGAAGAAGGCUUGGUCCUCCCAGGACGAAGUGUCCACCCACGUGCGGCAGGGGCGCCGGCAGUCUGAGCCCGGUCAGCCCCCGUUCAGCCGGGCAUCACUCCCCAGCGGGCAGCGAGGCUUCACGGAGCCAGGCCUUAAGGGCCGUAGGAAGUCGGAGCCCACCAGACACCUGCUCAGGCAACUCAGUGAGAAAGCAGGCGGAACAGCGGGAAUGAAGGAGAAGGGGCGUAGGGAGUCCGAAGGCCCCAAGAGCCGCAGAAGGCCCGGCGGCCGGUCUCCCACUAGUGCUGAGAAGCGCAUGAGCUUUGAGUCCACCUCUUCGCUGCCAGAGGUUGAGCCAGGCCCUGAGCCUGAGACAGAGCAGGAAGUAUUUGCUGCUGUGGAAGGUGCCAGCAUCGAGGAGGUGCCCUCAGACAUGGAGUCUCCAGAAGUCCUGGAAACACAGCUUGAUGCCCACCAGGAGCUGCUGGGGAUGGCCCCCCCGGGUGACAUGGUGGACUUCGUGGUGGCCGAGAGCACCGAGGACCUUAAGACUCUGAGCAGUGAGGAGGAGGAGGAGGAGGAGGAGGAGGAGGAUGUGGGUGCCACGCAGGAGCCUGAGAGCCUCCUGCCGCCCUCCGUGCUGGACCAGGCCAGCAUCAUUGCCGAGCGGUUCGUCAGCAGCUUCUCUCGGCGGAGCAGCCUGGCCCUGGAGGAUGGCAAGGCCAGUGGCUUUGGGAGCCCGAGGCUGACAAGCCGGAGCAGCAGCGUGCUCAGCCUAGAGGGCAGCGAGAAGGGCUCGGCCCGGCGUGGCAGCACCACCGACGCCCUCGGCUCGCAGCCGCCCCCAGAGGUGGACAGCGGUGUGGGCGUGGCCACGGAGAGCAGCCCUUCGGUCAACGGGACGGAGCCCCCGAGCCCAGGCUGCCCUGCAGAGCCCGACAGGUCUUCCUGUAAGAAGAAGGAAUCGUCACUCUCCACCCGAGACCGGCUGUUGCUGGACAAGAUCAAGAGCUACUAUGAGAACGCGGAGCACCAUGAUGCGGGCUUUAGCAUCCGGCGCCGAGAGAGCCUCUCCUACAUCCCCAAAGGGCUGGUGAGGAACUCCGUUUCCAGAUUCAACAGCCUUCCCAGGCCGGACCCAGAGCCCACGGCUCCGCUGGGGCACAGGAGGCAGGUGAGCUCCCGGCCGGCUUCGUGGGCUAUGUUUGACCUCCCAGGCCCCGGCCAGGCGAGCGCUGGGGAGCCAGCUCCUAUCACAGAUGCUGAGUUCAGGCCGUCUUCAGAAAUUGUAAAGAUCUGGGAGGGAAUGGAGUCUACCGGGGAGAGCUCUCACAAGGGGCCUGGCCAAGGCCAGGCCAAUGGUUUUGACCUGCACGAACCGCUCUUCAUCCUGGAGGAGCACGAACUGGGGGCCAUCACCGAGGAGUCGGCCGCCGCCUCCCCUGAGAGUGCCUCCCCCACGGAGCGGCCCAGCCCGGCCCACCUGGCCCGGGAGCUGAAGGAGCUCGUGAAGGAGCUGAGUGGCGACGUCCAGGGGGAGCUGGUGGCUCCGCUGCACCCGCGCAUCGUCCAGCUCUCCCACGUGAUGGAUGGCCGCGUGAGCGAGCGAGUCAAGAACAAGGUCUACCAGCUGGCCCGCCAGUACAGCCUGCGGAUCAAGAGCAAAUCUGUGCCAGCCAGGCCACCGCUCCAAUGGGGAAAGGCGGCUCCCACCAUUCCCUGCCUGCAGGAGGAGGCUGGAGCACCCUCAGGCGGCAAAGGUAAGAGAAAGCCGGUGCUGUCCCUCCUCAGCGAUGAGCAGACGGUGGCCCCGGAGCACAGCCCGCCCAAGCCCUGCUCUCCUCGGCAUUGCUCCUUCAGCCCCACUGCUGCCAGCCCGAGGACCACCUCGCCUGGGGUCCGGCCCUCCUCUCGAAGCCCCCUCAGCCCUUUCGACACUGAGACCUUCAACUGGCCUGAUGUCCGAGAGCUCUGCUCCAAGUACACCUCCCACGACGAGGCAUUCCAGGCCGAGGGCGGCCGGCCCCGUGGCCAGCCUGUCAACCGGAGCCGCUCGGUGCCGGAGAACAUGGUGGAGCCCCCUCUGGCGGGCAAGGUGGGCCGCUGUUGCAGCGUGGGCGCCAAGAGGGGCCGGGCAGACCCAGAGGCCACUCAGCCCCAGCCGCCUGGGGGAUUGCCCCAAAGCAGGCCGGUCGGAGAGGAAGCCCUGUAUGUCACCGCAGACCUCACCCUGGAGAACAACAGGCGGGUGAUCGUCAUGGAGAAGGGGCCUCUGCCCUGCCCCACUGCGGGGCUGGAGGAGGGCAGUGGGCAGAGACCAAGCUCACCAGCAGCCGCGGUGGGACAGGGGCUGGAUUUCCAGGAGUCUGGGAUUUCCAGGAGUCCAGAGUAUUGGCCAAAGGAAGAGGGUCCCAGGGACCCAGUGGACCCAGGCCAGCAGGGCAGAGUGAGAAACCUGAGGGAGAAAUUCCAGGCCUUGAACUCUGUAGGGUGAUUCUGAGUCCAAGGAGAGGGAGGAGCCGUGUGGCUGUGGGGGGGGGACGGGGAGGGACCAUGGCAGGCUUGCCCUCAGGCCUGGCUCACCCUGCUCACGAGGGCCCCUGGAAGAAUGCUCCGGUGUACCCGGCAAGUGUCUUCACUGGGAACCGGCUGGUGCACCCCUGGGCUCGGGGCGACUUUCCACAGGCCCAGUUGAGCCUUUCUUCCCACCGAGGCCAGUGUGACCACUUCCCUUGUAUAUAGUUCUUUGGUGAGAAGCUGAAUAUUUAAGCUCUCCUCUUCCCAGGGAGAGCAAGUCGUGCUCAGGCCUCCAGUGUUGGGCUGACCACUGCCGGGCUGAGGCGCCCACCCGGAGGAGUCGUGGGGAGGUGGCCUGGGGAGGCUUUCCUCUUUGUGUCUUUUCUUAGGAUCCAGGCAGGAACCAGGCCCAUAAUUUAUUGCUUCCCAUUCCGCGGUAUAUUUGUGUGUGCACGUGAGAGUUUGUGUGUGUUCUUUUGUUGUGGAUUCCUCUCCCGUGAAGAAUGUAACGCGCUCAGUUCAGGUACUUUUGUAGGUUGUCUUGCUGAUCCUGUGGUUGUCACUAAUGUAUAUACAUUUCAUUAUUUGCCAAUGGUUCAAUAACCACUGCUGACCAACUGG